Messenger RNA from Saccharomycopsis crataegensis, 2547 nucleotides. RefSeq lists its product as uncharacterized. Lineage: Eukaryota; Fungi; Ascomycota; Saccharomycetes; Ascoideales; Saccharomycopsidaceae. The transcript has a single exon. The record is from RefSeq and is a predicted model, not a curated record. The coding region runs from base 1 to 2547 and encodes 848 amino acids.
AUGUCCCAUGAUCAACAUCCCAGUAGAUCAUAUGGGUUUGCUCCAGGAAAUAACGGCAUUGUCCUCACAAAGCAUGGCCGAAACUUUUAUUCCCCCCAGCUAUUCCACAAAUCGCUAUACUUUGAUAAGAUCGUUCCUGUCAGAAUAAGGGAUCUCGUCAACUCUGCCGACUUGAUGAAAUUGUAUGGACCCUCUGCUCUUAGUCUCAUUAAUCAAAAGAUCAUCAUAAUAAACAACCACCCCAUAAGAUAUGUCUCGAUCACCGGAAGAAUCUUGGGCCAAUAUAAGAAAAUAUUCGAGGAGAAGUACUACGACGAUGAAGAUUCCGUCAAAGAACCACUAUACUUCUUGUACCUCUGUGAUAGUAGUGGUACAGCGAUAUCCUGUGUGAUUCCCCAAUAUAAAUUCGUUGGAGCAGGCCUCCAUACCGAUGAAAAUGCCAAUGAUGGCACAUUGAUCAAAGUUGUUGGAAUGGUCAACCAUUUCGUCAAUAUAAAUUCCCUCGGCUCGACAAGACUGAAGGAAAUCACCACCAUGGAAAUCGAAAUUUUGGCGAAAAAGGAUAGCAGAAGCAUGUUGGUGGAACUCGAGGAAUGGAAGAAAACUAUCCAGUUUAGAGACUCACACUUGAGCAAACCCUGGGAAGUUUCCAUGAAUGAUAAGCAGUCCGAUGAUGAGCAUUACAUUGAUAUCGACAGUUUGUCUAUUAAAAAUAACGUGCUAGUAUCAAAGCGUGCCAAUCCUCAGUACGCACAAGGUUUGAACAUGAAACUAUUAGACAUCAGUAGCUACAAAUACGACGACGAAAUUUUGGACAUUCCACCCGAUAGUCUAGCGCUUGACAGGGAAAUCCACAUAAAGCAUAGAAAAAUCGACUCCCAAAGUGUGGAAUUACAAGAGGUCAUUGAUAUUUUGAGUCAGGAAUAUGGAAAUGAGGUCAACGUUAUGGAAACAAAAAUAAUGGAGUCAUAUCAAGAAAAAACAACAAUUGAUGUCCCAGCCACCGCAAUUGAAGUAAUUGUAUCAAGUGGUGAGGAUAGUGAUAUUGAAGAACUUCCAGACGAUACUGAUGAGGUGAUGCAAGAUUCAAAAUCAGAAAUCAUUCUUUCAGAUUCUGAUGACCAUCUAGUGAUUGGCGAUAAUGAACUAAGGGGCAAUGUUCCCAUUGCUGAUGAAUUGAGAGAGAAUAUUCCCCAUAUCAAUACCAAGCGGAAGCAACGAGUACGAAAUUCUCACACCAUGAAGCCAUCAAUAGACACGACGACAAUUAUAAUUGCUGAUGAAGACGAAAUAACCGAAACAUUACCUAACCCUGUGAAAGUGAUACCCCAUCCUCCUCCACCGUCUCCACCACCACCAUUCAAACAUCAUUUCUCGUCAUUAUCAAUGGAAAACUUGCAAGAGAUUCUACAAUUGAACAAUAUAGCAGAGCUGCUAGCGAAUAAUAUUUUUUUUGUCCGACUGUUAAUCUUUGACCACCAAAAUAUCAUUAACAGGUUUACAUUUGCGGUGGAAUUUAUCAAGUUUUUCAUAAAUUUGAAACAAAAUGGCAAAGAAUUAUCGAAUAUGAACCAUCAACAAAUUGAUGAGACUAAGUUGGGGAACUUGGUGGGAAUGUUCUCUAUUGAUUUAAAAAUUGUUUACAAGCAUCCAAUAAUCUUCAAUUUCCUAACCCUUUUGGUAUUGAAAAUAAACUAUAUCAUCGUUUUCAAUCGGGACAACAAUGGAUCAACCGAUGUGCUCGAUAUUUUCGAAAGAAAUGAAAGCGUAAAUGACCAGCAGAAAUUCUCGGAAGUUUUAGAUUCCCUCAAAUCCAAAGAUAUUGCUAAGCUAUUAAACUCUAAGGAGUUUAAUUUGUACAAGAGUAAGAUAUUUCAUAACAUUCGGCAAGAAUUCACGGGGAAAAAAUUGGUAAGAGGUUAUAAGAUUGAAAGUGAAAUGGCCCGUUGCAGAAAACGGCGUCAAAAAGUCCAGAAUAUUUAUAUUAAUUUUGAUAAAAUUUGUACUCUACACAAAGUCAUCAUCAGAGAGUUGAAACGAUAUUUGAAAGAAUCUUACACUUUUUAUUUUGAACAAGUAUCAGAGUUGAUCAGUUUGAUCAUCAGGAGCCACGGGAAGCUGGAUGACAAUGAAAAAAUUGCCCGGAUAUUGCUCACUAAUAAAUAUUUAUCAACGAUGGAGACCUACAAAAAAAAUUUGACUUCAGAUUUCAUUCAAAAAUGCCUUGAAUCAUUAUUUCAACGGAGACUUGAGAUUCCUAUGGUUGGAAAUAUGGUGAGCCAGAAAAGUGUCAAAGAUGGAAUGAUUUACAUCCUAGAUCAGUUGAUAAGAUUUACAAUUUUUGAAACCACGAUCCUUGAGACUUUUGAGAAUGAUUUGAUUGAGAAUUUCUUGAAGAGAAGCAUGUAUUGUGGUAAAGAUCGGGAUAGGGAUUCAAAGGCAACGAUUGAAACUACUGAUGAUUUGAAAAAAGUGAUCAACUUUAAAAAGUUGAGGUGGAGCUUUGGAGAAAAUUCAGAAGGCUCGUAUUGGAUGUUGAGUUUAUGA